Messenger RNA from Trichomonas vaginalis G3, 969 nucleotides. RefSeq names its product DUF4200 domain family. The record is from RefSeq and is a predicted model, not a curated record. Lineage: Eukaryota; Parabasalia; Trichomonadida; Trichomonadidae. Bases 1 to 969 code for a protein of 322 amino acids. The transcript has a single exon.
AUGACUGAAGAGGAUAUCUCUGCAGAUAAUAUUUUCUUAACCAGGCAAAAUAGAGUCCCAACAACAUUUGAAAUCAAGUACCUUGAGAAGUUUGGGCAAAAAGGCGAUACAAGAAUCGGAUUACCCGGCCUUAGUCCAGAAUUAGUCGAUAAGAAUGCUGAAAUGGAACAGAUUGAUAAAGAACUUGAAGAAGCAAGGUUAAAAUUCGAAACUUGGAAAACAAAUCUUCAAGUUAAAAAGAAAGAGAUCGAAGUCAAGAAGGAAAAGCUUGCUGAUCAAAAAAGACAACUUGAUAUGUUUACAGUAGUUCAUACAGCCGAACUUAAGAAAUGCAAGGAGCGUGAAAAAUCAGAGAACCAACAAAUUGCAAAGAUGGAAUCUGAGUUAGAGCAAUUAACAAUUAAAGAAAAAGAACUUAAACUUCAAAACGAAAAACUUGUUGCCGAACUUCAAAAAUUACAACCUUGUGCAGAUUAUUUGCAAAAUGUAGUUACAAAAAGUAUUUUUACAUUUGAUAAUAUCGAAGCCAUUCUUAACAGAUAUUCAGUUCUUUCAGUUACUCGUGCAGAAUACUUAGAAACUUAUCAACAAUUGCUUGCACAGAUGGGUAUAAAAGAAAGAGAAGCUGAGAAACAAUUACUUCAUGAAAAGAAUCUUCUUAUUGAUGCCACAAUGAAAUACAAUGAUGGAAUUAUGAAUAUUGAACAAGUUAAGAAAAAUAAUGAAUAUGAAAAGGCAAAAGCAAUUAAACAAGUUCAAAGAGUUGAAGAAAAGAAUGUAGAGUUAGCAAUGAUUAAGACAUCAAUCAAUGCUAUCUAUCAACGCGCUGUAGAAAAAGCUAUCGGCCAUAAUGAAACUGUUAAGCCGAAAGAAGGCGUUUCAAUGGAAGAUCUGAAGUUGCAGUAUAUUCAAAAUAGGUUUACAGACCUUCAAAUCGUAAUUGAUGAAUGGAAGAAAGAAGGUCAUUAA